Aspergillus ibericus CBS 121593 is the source of this 1872-nucleotide messenger RNA. RefSeq names its product putative transporter. Gene Ontology annotation, biological process: amino acid transmembrane transport. Gene Ontology annotation, cellular component: vacuolar membrane. NCBI's taxonomy places the organism in Eukaryota, Fungi, Ascomycota, Eurotiomycetes, Eurotiales, Aspergillaceae. Bases 1 to 1872 code for a protein of 623 amino acids. The record is from RefSeq and is a predicted model, not a curated record. Gene Ontology annotation, molecular function: amino acid transmembrane transporter activity. The transcript is spliced from 6 exons.
AUGCCUGGUUUCUCAACGCCGGCUAGUGCUGGGGCUCAGGCCUCUAGCCCCAAUAGGCCUAUGAUACAAGCCAGGUCGAGUGCCGAUUCACCAUUUGAAUAUGAGGUAUACCCUACCGGGCUCGCAACCAGCAGUGAUUCAAGAGAAGACAGUGGAUUUUCGAGAUCGGCUUCCUUUUCUGCUCGGUUUAGGCAGGCAGGGGGGGUCAACAGCAUUGAUAACUUUGCUCGGUCAUGGCAACGAGCUGCAUGCUUUCCAGAAGUCUUACCUCGGCGAUCCUCGUUUGUCGCAGACUCCGACGAAGAAUGGGCUGUUGCAAGAAGCGAUUAUCUCAGAUCCCAAGAUUACCCUACCCACGAUGCCGAUCUUACACGACCAUUGUUGAGUACCGAUGGAGAAGCAGAAGACAGUGUUUUGUCUGGCCAAUUGUUGAGAAAGAGGGCUUCACAUGCAGACAUCCUUGAACCACCGCUUGCGGGUUCGUAUGGCACGAUAUCUUCCCGUGUUAGCGAAGUCACACGAAGGCAUGCAAUACAGCUACAUAGGGAGCAACAAACUCUUGGCGACGCAUCAGUGGAUCACGAUAGGGAGCCCAUUCUUGUAAAACAAGUGCAACAUGACGAUGGGACAAGGGAAUGUGUUGUUGUUGGUCAAUCUACUGUCCCACAGACGAUCUUCAAUUCCGUCAAUGUUUUGAUUGGGGUUGGCCUCUUAAGCCUGCCGCUGGCUUUGAAGCAUGCUGGUUGGCUUCUUGGCCUGCUAUUUUUACUCUUUGCUGCUGUGACGACGUCUUACACUGCUAAGAUCCUUGCCAAAUGCCUUGACGUUGAUCGGAGUAUUGUCACUUAUGCUGAUCUAGCAUAUAUCAGUUUCGGUCAUCACGCACGCUUAGUGACAAGCCUUCUAUUUUGCUUAGAACUUAUUGGGGCCUGUGUUGCCCUGGUAGUGCUUUUUGCAGACAGUCUACAGGCUCUCAUCCCGGGGUUGAGCCUUCUCCAAUGGAAAAUAAUAUGUGGGCUCUUGCUUGUUCCCCUGAACUUUCUACCCUUGCGAUUUCUCAGUGUGACAAGUAUCCUCGGUAUACUCUCUUGUACUUCCAUUGUUGUUAUUGCUUGUAUCGAUGGAUUCAUGAAACCGACUGCGCCUGGGUCACUCCGUGAGCCUGCCAGAACAUAUUUACUGCCAGACAACUGGGCUACUCUACCCCUGAGUUUUGGGCUUAUAAUGUCACCAUGGGGUGGCCACGGCGUAUUCCCGAAUAUAUACCGGGACAUGCGCCAUCCACAAAAGUAUGGAAAGAGUCUCUGGGUGACAUAUCUUUUUACUUAUUCCCUCGAUUGUACAAUGGCUGUUGUGGGCUGGAUGAUGUUUGGAGAUGGAGUUCGGGAUGAAGUCACUGCGAACAUCCUACGCACAGAAGAAUACUCGCAAGUUCUAUCUAUCUGCAUGAUCGUAUUCAUCGCCAUCAUUCCGAUCACUAAAGUGCCACUGAACUGCCGGCCACUCGUGGCCACGGUCGAAGUUCUCUGUGGACUUGGGCCACAUCCCGAGCUUCAGACAAAUCCCAAGAGCACGAAAGCCAUGCUCCAGACAUUGGCAAAGGCAUUAGUACGCAUACUUGUCGUGGUCACCAUUGUUUUCAUGGCAGUCCUUUUCCCCUCUUUUGACAGAAUCAUGGCACUGAUGGGGUCGGCCUUAUGCUUCACGAUCUGCAUCAUACUGCCUCUUGCAUUCUAUCUGAAGAUAUUCGGCGAUGAGAUCAGCCCAAGGGAACGAGCACUGGACUGGUGCCUUCUGAUAUCAUCUUCAGUGUUGGCACUGAUUGGGACUGCAUGGUCAUUCCUACCGCAGGAUGUCAUCUCUGCACUGUGA